AUGAGAUUUCGGCGAGAGGAACGGCGCCGGGGAGGACGAGUCUCUUGCUGGAUCUGCACCACGGUUGUGAUAGCGCGAGCAAUCACUGGUGCACACGGCCAAUCCACCGUAUCGGUUUACAUACCCGGCUACGGGGAGGCUCACUGGGCUGCUCUUCGCGGCAGCAUCAUUGGCAGUGACCAAUCCGCAACAACCUACACGGUCUUUUGUGCUGAGAAGGCGCCAAGUUGUCAGAUUGCUGGCGACCUUCCCUUUGUCUUCACGGAAGGGCCAGGGACUUUGAAAUACGGUGGCGUGGCCCCUGGGACACUAACGGCCGAACUUGAAUGCAACUUGGACGGCACAACGGCCGCAACCUGCACAGGAUCGUCAUCCUUCGGGGCCAACCAUUGGGAGGGCACCAUCACGGGGCCGACGCAGACUGUGUGGACGGAGACUUUCACAACGCCCGAGGUAACAUGGGGCGCGUUGACUUUGACAACACCGGGUCCGUUACCCAACACGAUUGACAUUGACGGGACACCAGCAGCAUCGUUGACGAACUCGCCUGUCAAGGGCGCCGGUUUUAGCCUGGACCCGGUGAGAGCUAGCUGGUUGUCGGGCGUCUCAUCUGGGGCUGUUAUUUUGUUUGUUCUGACAUUCAUGUAA
Podospora anserina S mat+ is the source of this 648-nucleotide messenger RNA. RefSeq lists its product as uncharacterized. The record is from RefSeq and is a predicted model, not a curated record. The transcript is spliced from 3 exons. Bases 1 to 648 code for a protein of 215 amino acids. Lineage: Eukaryota; Fungi; Ascomycota; Sordariomycetes; Sordariales; Podosporaceae.